AAAAGUCAAUGAACUCAAACUCCAAUCAGAGGUGCAUCAUUUUCGAAUACCUACUGUUUUUCUCAUUUUUGCAAUUUAUUUUAUCAAUAUUCCUGUCGAUAUUAUUAAAUUAAAUGCAUAAGAUGAUAAAUUAAUCAUUAUUCAUAUAAAUAACGCUAUUGGUACAUUGUUACAUCCUAUCUUUUUAUUCGAAAGAGGGUUUGUAAUAUUUCUGUUUAUCAGCAAAACAAUGUUAAUAACCUACUGUUUUGGUUUGUUUCUGCAAAACAAAGGUGUUUGAUUAUUGUGUCCGUUCAUAAUAGUGGAAGAAUACAGACAAGAUGAUGGAAGCCUCUUCAUCCCGUUUCACGGCAGCAGAGGGCGGUGCCCGGUUGGCCAUGGCUGCAAACAACAAAAAUAUCUUGGCAGUUGAAUAUGCAUCCUUUAUAGCGACAAGGCUCAUACAUGAAGACGCAUAUAAGAUAAGAGGCUCACUCUUCGACGGUCGUCAGAGAUCUGUUUACAUGACGCGCGGUUCACGUGUGCCCUACACGACGUACGAGCUGAAUAUAAUGACAGAUCUCAAAGUGGUGGGGGCGUCAGCUGUAGAGGACGUGUACGAUUGGUGCGCUGAACUUGAUAAGAAGGAGGUACUGGUGUGCACAUCCUCAGUCCUGAAACACAUUUUGGAGGAACAAACAUUGUCUAUAGCCAAAAUUAAUAUUUUAAUCAUAGACAGCUGCCAUCUCGUCUGGAGAGAUGAUAAUCUCAAAUAUAUAAUGAAACUUUACAAAGAGUGUGAUGUAAACGAUAGACCUAGAAUAUUAGCUUUAACAUACCCCUUAUUUACAUCGAGUAAGUAUAACAUAAACAAAACUGAAGAAAAGACAACAGAAACCAUAGAUAAUAACGAUGUAACAGAGAAAGAGACAGUUAAAGAAGAAGAAAAUGAAUCUACUGAAGCUCUAAAAGAAACUGCGGCUGUUGAAAAAGAAGAUAUUAAAGAAGAGAAAGCUGAAGAUGUUCCAAUGAAAGAUGAAGAUAAGAAUGUGUGUGAAAUGGAUGUCAAUGAGGAUGUGAAUGACUAUGAUAUGUAUGAGAAGCUUGAAUGGAAAAUUGAUGUGUUGGAGAAUGAGUUGUGCUGUGAAAUGGAUCUGGCCGAAGACAUCGAUGGUGGCAAGAGAAUGUCGUCGUCGAUAGCGAGACCGAAAGAAUUGGUGGUGGAAUAUGGCCAAAUAUCACCUCACGAUGCGUUACCAGAUGAGUACAAGGAAUUGGACAGUUUUAUGAGGACCACCGUCAAUGAUGCUUUGGACUUCAUCAAUGAGCACAGAUACGACCCCACUGAAAUUUACGGUGAAGAUUUGUAUGAAGAGUUCAAGAACAUCCCCGAUCCUACAAUAGAACCGAAAUUAAUUUUCAAACAGUUUUUAUACGUUUUGAAUCAAUUAGGCCCUUACGCUGCAGACAAAGCAGCAUUCUCUCUACUAGCUAAACUAGAAAAACUAAAAAUAAAAGUACCUUACGAAAGACAUUUUAUUUUACUAUGUCUUUGCACGUCUGUCUUCGUCAAAAUUAGAUGCUACGCCGAUUUGAUAUUUUCAAAAUACGACUCAGAUUGGGAUAAGAUAAAAUUGUUCUCAGCGCCAAAAGUUUUGAGGUUCGCCGAAAUACUGUUCAAGUUUCAACCGCCUGAAUUACAGAAGAGUACUGAAGAAACCACAGCUAAAAUGCUUAGUGACUUAGAAACGUGUGAUUUCAAAAGUCUCGGCAAUAAAAUCGAAGAUAAAGUCAACACUUACGAGGCUAACUUGAAAGAAUUGGAAGAUUACAGUGAAAUAAAGAGUGUUGUAGAUAGUAGCCAUAUUGUAAAUAACGUUAGCAGUGAAUUGGAUAGUGAAAGCAAUAUAAAUAGUGAUCUUAGUGUAAAAGAUAGAAAAGCAAGUGAGAAUAUUGGUAAAAAUAAACCCGAAGUGAUAAGUGAAAUAAAAUUGGAUGAGAAAAGUGAUAGUGUAGAUAAUAGUACAUUUGGAACUAAAAGUUUUAAUGAUAAGAAUGAGUCAGUUGGUCAUAGGGAUAGUGGAAAAGUUGGUUUUUCAAGGAGAUCAGGGGGUAGAGUCAGGGGUAAGGGGAGGGGACAGAGAGGUAACACGGCGCGGGUGCAGCAAAUGCAUCAGAAUCCUGACGCUUUGUGCGGUAUAGUGUUUAUGAGAGAAGCGUUAAUGGCGAAGAUUAUGUUCAUGUUAAUAGUGGAUAUGUCUCGCGCACACCCUAAGUUGUCUUACUUGUGCGCCCAAUAUUGCGCCGUAGAGUCACCUGCUGACCCUGGAACCGAACCCAAAGAAUGCCAGAGACAAGGCAAGAAGCAAGAAGAGGUACUAAAGAAGUUUCGUAUGCAUGAAUGUAACCUGCUUCUUGCUACCUCCGUAUUGGAAGAAGGCAUCGAUUUGCCACGAUGCAAUCUCGUACUGCGUUGGGAUAUACCGCCUUCGUAUAGAUCAUAUGGUUUGUCUCGUGGACGCGCUCGUGCAUCUCGUGCUUCGUGCGUGCUUCUCUGUCGAGGAGACGGCUCCACAACAGUUGAUCUGGUCCAUAAUCUGGCCAUCUACCGGGAAUUAGACCAGAUAAUCAGUAGAAAAUGCGGUUGUGGUAUACAAGAUGAACCACCUGAAUCCGAAGAAACCUCUGCAGACGCUUACACUCUAGUCAUUAAGCCUUACACGCCUGAGGAAGUGGACAAAAACAAAAAUUCCGAACUUAAAACUAACGAUAAUCAAGUAGAUAAUGAUUUGAAGAAAGAUACCGCAAUCGAUAAUGACACUAAUAUUAAUGAUGAUAAAGACGAAUUUCUAUUUAAAGAUAAUAGCAAUGAAGUAGUUGAUAAAAUAGAUUUGGAUAUCGCUAAAGAUGAUGUGAGUGAAAAAAAUAUAAACGACAGUGAAAAAUCUACAGAAGAUAUGGUAAAAGAAACGGAUUGUGGAUUAGAAAAUGAAUUUAGUGUUAUGAAUAUUAAAGAAAAGUGUAAUAUUGAUAACGAUGUAUAUAAAAUCAAUGAUUCAAACGACUAUAAAAGUGAAAGUGUUAAUAUGUUCUGCAAUAGAUGUAACAGUUUGAAAAUCAGUGGUGACGUAGAGUGUUCGUGUUCGAUAGAGAGAAUAAGUGAUAGUGCGAGUAGGACAGAGAGUAAAGUGGAAAAGGAUGGCAAGAAGAUUAGUGAUAGUGAUAUUGCCAGUGUGGAUCUCAGUACUGCUAUAGCGCUUAUUAAUAGGUAUUGUGGGAAACUACCAUCGGAUACGUUUACCCGCUUAGCACCACAAUGGUGGAUGGAGGAAGUUCAACUUCCCAUACCGGGAUCUGAUUACACAAGAGCAGCUUAUAUCUGCACCCUGAGGUUACCACUCAACUGUCCUGUCAAAUACAAUAUUGUGGGUCACCCUAUGCCUACUAGGGUAUUAGCACGUAGGAUGGUAGCACUCCAAGCGUGCAGGAUAUUACACAAGUCUGGAGAACUCGAUAACCAGCUAAUGCCUAUAGGCAAAGAGAACUUUAAAGCCGCAGAGUUAGAUACCAGUUUGGGUUGUAACAAUACUGAUAAUGCAAGCGACCCGAACGAUGUGGCCAGACCUGGCACUACAAAACGGCGGCAAUACUACUUCAAGAAGACAGCGUGGGCGUUUACAGACUGCCAACCUGUAAUAGACACGAAAGAUUCGGAUAUAGAACCGCGGGAAGACGUCACGCAGUCUGACGGUGGCAACACCGUGCCAAUCAACAACGGUAAAAAACGCAAUAUGUUGUACGCGAUCGUUUCAAAACUAUGGUGCGCGUUACCUGAGCGAUACAAUACUCGUGGUAGAAGACUUCACGCACCGCAGAAUGCUAACCAAGCCAUAGGUAUACUGAUGGCGCGAGAAAAUAACGACGAUCUUCAAAUACCGGCAUUUCCUGUGUACACGCGAUCCGGUGAAGUGAGAGUAUCUGUGGAGUAUGUACCAGACGCUGACGUCAGAAUGUCACCUAGAAGAGGUCGAUUGGUUAGGAGGUUCAUGCGAUUCGUGUUCGCGGAUGUUUUACGCGUGCGACGCCGCGGUAUGAAGCUAUGCAGCGAAGGAUGCACACAGAACAACUACUAUAUCGUGCCCACAGUGAGGACAAUAAGAGAGGAUGGCAGCAGUAAGAUAGAUAUAGACUGGUCGUUCCUGGAACUGAUAUAUCAAUAUACUGAGCAGAAGAAGCAUUCAGAUAUCGAGAAACCGAUCAUGUGGACUCAAGACGAGGAGGAAAUGGACGAGCCCGAUGAAAAGGUAGAAAAAGAGAAGGAGCGCGACGUGAAAGUGAAAGAGGUGCAGAAUCCCCUAUUGAAGCCGGGCGAGGUGUUUGUGUUCGACGCGGAAAAGUAUAAAGAAGCAGUUGUGACCCCCUGGUAUAGGAAUCAAGAUCAACCCCAGUUCUUCCUGGUAGCGGAGAUCUGUUGGAAUCUAACACCGGACUCGGCGUUUCCAUCUGAAGCUCACGGCAGCUUCCGCGCGUAUUAUCUGCAGAAAUAUGGGGCGUCGCUCACGCAGUCCAACCAACCUCUACUGGACGUGGACCAUACUAGUGCUAGGCUCAACUUGCUCACACCCAGAUACGUGAACAGAAAAGGCGUAGCGUUGCCCGUGUCUUCAGAACGCACGAGGCGCGCGAAGCGGGACCGCCUCGACCAGAAGCAGAUCCUCGUGCCGGAGCUGUGCAGGGUGCACCCCUUCGCGGCGCCGCUGUGGUUCGCCACCGUGGCGCUGCCGUGCGUGCUGUACAGAAUAAACGCCCUACUGAUAGCCGAUGAGAUAAGACGCGCGGUCGCCGUGGAAGUGGGUCUGGGUGUUGCUAAAGUCGACGAACAGUCCUGUCCCGGUUUCAAAUGGCCACCACUGGACUUCGGAUGGAGUCUAGCUGAGGUGCUUAGUGCUGAUUCGGAAAAGAGCGAGAAGAGGAAAGACGAAGAAGAAACAAAGAAAGAAGAGAAAGACCAGGAGAAUGGAGAAAAAGAGAAGGAAGAUACGGAAGAAAACCAG
This is a messenger RNA of Diatraea saccharalis (sugarcane borer), 5033 nucleotides long. The record is from the annotation of a GenBank genome assembly. NCBI's taxonomy places the organism in Eukaryota, Metazoa, Arthropoda, Insecta, Lepidoptera, Crambidae.